Molecule: messenger RNA, 1879 nt
Organism: Photinus pyralis (common eastern firefly)
Lineage: Eukaryota; Metazoa; Arthropoda; Insecta; Coleoptera; Lampyridae
Gene: Eip63E
Product: cyclin-dependent kinase 14
Exons: 10
Coding region: 141-1610 (489 amino acids)
Biological process (GO): protein phosphorylation
Cellular component (GO): nucleus; cytoplasm; cytosol
Molecular function (GO): cyclin binding; cyclin-dependent protein serine/threonine kinase activity; ATP binding
Source: RefSeq, a predicted model, not a curated record
ACAUUAGUCAUAGUUUACAGUACCAAAUUUGGAAAGUGGCUCGCAUUUGUAUAAUUUUGUUUAGUCGUGCCGCGUCUGGUAAAUGUGACGGACGUGCUAGAGUGUAACUUUUACGAGUUGGAUUACCUUCUGGAGUCACGAUGCGGGAGAAGAAAAGUGGCGCACUUUCGAGAAUGCAGAAACUCAAGAAAAGACUGUCACAUUCCUUCGGACGACUAAGUAAGUUCCAUGAUAUUGCUAACGAGGUUUUUAUUGCAGUCUCCAAGGAAGACCCAGAGGACCACGUCUCCGGAAAGUUACCUUACAACGGUUACAGUGACGAAUUCCUCGACCGGCUGGAACCGAACGGUAACAUUCCCGAGGGAAAGGCUGAUCUCAAGUACACCGACUGGAACACGGUGAGGGGGCACAACAAUAGGGUGGUGAAAAGGCAACUGUCAGUAUCUUCAGAUAGUAAACUAUUGGACGACGACAUUAGGGAGGAAGCACGUGUGAUAUUACGACCUCGAAAACCUCCUAGACCUAAGUCGGAAGUCCUACUUAAUAACCCAGGAAGCGAGCACCGGCGAACGAAACGUUUUUCGGCGUUCGGUGUAAGUGAUCACGACGACCUGUCGCAACCGGGUGAUUCGCCGUUUGGGAAAUCAGAAGCUUAUAUUAAAUUAGAACAAUUAGGUGAAGGGUCCUACGCUACAGUGUACAAAGGAUAUAGCAAUUUAAAAAACCAAGUAGUAGCAUUGAAAGAGAUUAGACUGCAAGAGGAGGAAGGGGCUCCGUUUACCGCAAUAAGGGAGGCUUCACUUCUCAAAGAACUGAAACAUGCCAAUAUAGUAACACUACACGAUAUAGUGCAUACGCGCGAAACUCUCACGUUUGUAUUUGAGUAUGUGCAUACGGAUCUAUCUCAGUACCUUGAAAGACAUAGCGGCGGUUUGGAGUCGCGUAACGUUAGGCUGUUCCUUUUUCAAUUAUUACGAGGUCUUUCGUACUGUCACAAGAGACGAGUACUGCAUCGUGACGUUAAACCACAAAACCUGCUUAUUAGCGAGAUAGGAGAAUUAAAAUUAGCCGACUUCGGGCUGGCCCGAGCUAAAUCCGUUCCUAGCCACACUUAUUCGCACGAGGUGGUCACGUUGUGGUAUCGGCCUCCGGACGUUCUCCUUGGCAGUACGGAAUAUUCGACUUCUUUGGAUAUGUGGGGCGUCGGCUGUAUAUUCGUCGAAAUGAUUACCGGCAUGGCAAUCUUCCCCGGCGUUCGAGAUACCAACGACCAACUGGAUAAAAUUUUUAAGGUGUUGGGUACUCCGGGGGAGGAAGACUGGCCGGGUGUGACAACGUUACCGGGCUACAAACCGCAUAAAUUGGGACAAUAUCGGCCGAGAAAGUUAGGUUUAUACUGGCCGAGAUUGCACGACGUUGUUCAAGGUGAAGCUAUGGCCACUGCUCUUUUACAGUUGGAUCCUGCGCACAGAUUAGGGGCGGAUGACGCGAUGUGUCAUCCAUAUUUUAAUGGUCUACCAAAAAAAUUGCUAGAACUGCCAGACGAUGUUUCCAUUUUUAGCGUGGAAGGCGUACACUUAUACCCCGAACACUACACCGCAAUUAAAUGAGACUCGUUCACAUCUUUUCAAGAAAGUUUCGAGCAAUGACGAUCUGCAGGUCUGCUUUCGCGCGCUGCCUUCCUUAAUUUUCACACUGUGGCUCACUUCAUUCCGUUAGAUUUUUGUUUGUUUUGGUUUUAAUUGUAAGGACUGCUCUGUUUUAUUAUUUAUAAUAAAUAAUUUUAGUUUAAUAUAGCGAGAAAUAAAAGUUAUUCACUUCAACGAACAUUUUUCUUUUUCAAUGGUAAGUAGGUGAACGACAGUGUGACGGUAUUCAC